Molecule: messenger RNA, 1491 nt
Organism: Jatropha curcas
Lineage: Eukaryota; Viridiplantae; Streptophyta; Magnoliopsida; Malpighiales; Euphorbiaceae
Product: mitochondrial outer membrane protein porin of 36 kDa
Biological process (GO): monoatomic anion transmembrane transport
Cellular component (GO): mitochondrial outer membrane
Molecular function (GO): voltage-gated monoatomic anion channel activity
Source: RefSeq, a predicted model, not a curated record
ACAGUCCAGCUGAAAACGCAACCGAAAUUGCAAAGGCGAAUAUGCUCAAGUACUCUCUGUCCCGAUUCUCAAGGUCACAACAACAACCACCUAAGCCCUCCUUCUCAAGUCAAAAUCUACGGCCACGAAAGUGAAUAUCUCAGCUCCAAAAGAUCCAACGGUUCAAAUCAACUCGCAAUAAAGACCAACAACAACAAAACAAUAUUAGGGUUCUUUUCUUUCUUCGAAUUUACCCAUUUUCUCCUCGUACCUCGGUUUGAGCAGAAAAAACUUGUACUCUGGACUCUCUGCACGCAUAAACCCUUCAUUUUCUUCUCCUCUAGUUUUCCUUUCCAUUUUCUCGGGAAAUCAUGGGGAAAGGCCCUGGUCUAUACUCCGAUAUUGGCAAGAAAGCCAGAGAUCUUCUCUACAAGGAUUACCAGGGCGACCACAAGUUCACCUUCACCACCUACACCGCCGCUGGAGUCGCAAUCACUUCAACUGGAAUUAAGAAAGGUGAAUUGUUUUUGGCAGAUGUAAGCAGUCAGUUGAAGAACAAGAAUAUCACAACUGAUGUAAAAGUGGACACAAACUCCAAUCUUUUCACGACCAUCACUAUUGAUGAUCUUGCUCCUGGACUCAAGACAAUCUUUAGCUUCAAGAUUCCUGAUCAGAGAUCUGGCAAGGUGGACCUCCAAUACCAGCAUGAGUAUUCUGGGAUAAGUACAGGCAUUGGAUUGACUGCAAAUCCCAUUGUUAACUUCUCAGGUGUGGUUGGGAACAGUACUAUUGCUCUUGGGACUGAUCUCUCAUUUGACACUGCCUCUGGGAACUUCACCAAAUUGAAUGCGGGGUUGAGUUAUACCAAUGCUGACCUCAUUGCAUCAGUGACAUUGAAUGAUAAAGGAGAUACCCUUAAUGCUUCCUAUUACCACACAGUGAGCCCAUUGACCGAUACAGCUGUUGGUGCCGAGCUGACCCAUAGCUUUUCAAGCAAUGAGAACACGCUAACUAUUGGCACAAAGCAUGCACUUGACCCCUUGACCACUGUGAAGGCUCGUGCGAACAACUAUGGCAUAGCAAGUGCUCUCAUUCAGCAUGAGUGGCGCCUCAAGUCGCUUUUCACGAUCUCUGGAGAGGUCGAUACAAGGGCAAUUGAAAAGAGUGCUAAGAUUGGAUUGGCCUUGGCUCUCAAGCCCUAGAUUGAGCAAUAUCUACUUUUGGGGUAACUGGAGGCUGGGCUUGCUUUUUUCUAGCAGGGUACAGCAAUAAUGUGAAAAAAAAAAGUGACAAUUGGCUUCUUGUUCAAAUGAACAUUCGAUCUGUCUCUGUUGUCUUAUUGGGUCGAACAUAUUUUGGUGGUUAUGGGUUGUAGAAAAUAAUUCUAGUUCUGUCAGGAACCAUCUUCAAUUUGUUCUUCUGGAUGGUGCUUCCGCCCUUAACAGAGGGUAUACAUGGUCUUGAGCAAAAAUAUUUCAAAUGAAAAUUUUCUUUCAAUGUAAUUGUUUUUAA